Molecule: messenger RNA, 678 nt
Organism: Perca fluviatilis (European perch)
Lineage: Eukaryota; Metazoa; Chordata; Actinopteri; Perciformes; Percidae
Product: gastrula zinc finger protein XlCGF71.1-like
Exons: 2
Coding region: 103-678 (191 amino acids)
Biological process (GO): regulation of transcription by RNA polymerase II
Molecular function (GO): RNA polymerase II cis-regulatory region sequence-specific DNA binding; DNA-binding transcription factor activity, RNA polymerase II-specific
Source: RefSeq, a predicted model, not a curated record
UCAGCUUUAAACUCUCUGAAACAUGAUUCAACAUGUAAGAAAACAUUCAGCUGCUCUGAGUGUGGGAAAAGAUUUGGCUUCAAGUCACAUAUUAAUAGACACAUGAUGACUCACACAGGAGAAAAACCUUUUAACUGCUCUGAUUGUGGGAAAAUAUUUGGCCACAAGGCAGGUCUGAAGAGACACAUGAGAAUCCACACAGGAGAAAAACCUUUCAGCUGCUCUGAGUGUGGUAGAGCUUUCUCUGAUAGUGGACACGUGAAGAAACACAUGAUGACUCACACAGGUGAAAAACCUUUCAGCUGUUUAGUUUGUAAGAAAACGUUUUUAAUGUCUGGAAAUUUACGGUUACACAUGAGAAUCCACACAGGAGAAAAACCUUUCAGCUGCAGUGUUUGUAAUAAAUCUUUUAGACAUAGUGGAAGUUUUCAAACACACAUGAGAAUCCACACAGGAGAAAAACCUUUCAGCUGCUCAAUCUGUAAGAAAUCUUUUACACAGAGAGGAAGUUUACGGUCACACAUGGCUGUAGUCCACACAGAAGAGAAAAGAUUCAGCUGCAGUGUUUGUAACAAAAGAUUUGCCUGGCAUUCUGAUGUCAAAACACAGUUCACACAGGAGACAAACCUUUCAGCUGCUCUGAGUGUGGUGAAGCUUUCACUCAAAAUGGACACUUGA